AUGGAAAUCGAAAGAGUUAAGUCUGUGGAGAAGCACAUGAAAGUAGAGUGCAAGUGUCAUGGCGUCUCCGGGUCCUGUGAACUGAAGACCUGCUGGCGGGCCAUGCCUACCUUCCGCGAGGUCGGGGCGCGACUCAAGGAGAAAUUCGACGGAGCGACGGAGGCGAUCCAGGAAAGAAUAGGUACGAGGCGGCAGCUUGUUCCUGUCAACAAGCAGUUCAAGCCCCACACCCACGAGGACCUGGUGUACCUGGUACCCUCCCCUGACUUCUGUGACCCGGACCCCAGUAUAGGGUCCCUGGGGACCAGGGGGCGACUGUGUAACAGCAGCUCCAAGGCCAUCGACGGCUGCGACUUGAUGUGUUGCGGGCGGGGGUUCAAGACGAGGCGGAAGAUGGUGGUAGAGAGAUGUAUGUGUAAGUUCCACUGGUGUUGUUACGUCAAGUGUAAGGAAUGUAGGCGGGAGGUGGAGGAACACUACUGCUUAUGAAAACGGUGUCUACAAGAUCGUUGUCAUCCAGUGCGGUUACUGUAGCUUCGAAAUCACUGUACUGCAGCAUUGCUAUCUUACAUUACGGCAUCAUGACCAUACACUGCAGUCUCUGCAAGGUCUCUCUCUGCAGUAUUGUCAUCACUUGUCCCUGCAUCAUGAAAAACAAGGACAUCAUCCAAUGUGAUUGCGUGUCACUUCCGCACUCUUACCAGAAAUAUCAUUCUCUUGUAAAACAGACGGCUCGAAAGGAACGCAAGGUGGACACGCUUGUUUUAACACAAAAAGCAAAGUGACGUCAUGCAGUCACGUGAUGCCCGGAACGAUUUCUCAGUUAUGUGCAAACACAGUGGCAUGUGAUAUGUUUUACCACGUCAUCUCGUUAAUCUCAUUUAACAUUGAUAUUCAUUCCUUCAUUUGUCUGCACUUCAAAUUAUUAGUGCAGUAUUGCGGUUGUUCCUGCAAGAAUCCCUUGUUAUGGACUCUUUAUACAAGUUGUCUUAAAGUAUGAAUCUUUUCCUAAAAACUCGAAAAAUGUUUUAGUUUUAAACAAGAAACAUCUAAGGAUUCGUGCAACAUAGUUAGGUUUUAGAAAGAAAUUACGAAGUUAAUUUUUUGCUAGAUCAUAAGAUGUUUAGGUUUGUAGCAGAGAGAAUGCUCUUGAUUUUUCAGCCGAAGUGUUCAGUUUUCAGUUGUUUAAAGCAAUCCGCAAAGGCAAAGCUUCCUAGAAAGCCAACUGUCUUCCGUCCACAAUUCACAAUUCACAAUUGAUACUUAUAAACACUUAACUGGUAAAUUGUGGAAUAUAAUUCGAGGGUUAUAGAUGAUAUAGGCAGUAGUGACUGGACCUCCAUUUCAGUGGUUUCUCUACAGCAGCACGGCAGUUUUAUUAGCCCAGUGAAUAAGUUAACAGGUGUACAGCGUAAUUAGGAACUUCAAAUCCUGGGCGUUUUCCUACAUCAUCGUUUCAGAGUUCUACUUAAGUCAGAAAAGAAGUACAGUUGACCUGGACUUGAUACCUGUAGGCAGAGCGCUCCCUAAUCAUUGGCCACUCCCUAUGAUUUUUUUCUAAAAAAAGACGGAAAUGUAUGGCAAAUGAAUCUGGCGACUCUGUAGGGAAUGUAGUAA
Molecule: messenger RNA, 1617 nt
Organism: Lingula anatina
Lineage: Eukaryota; Metazoa; Brachiopoda; Lingulata; Lingulida; Lingulidae
Product: protein Wnt-4
Biological process (GO): cell fate commitment; neuron differentiation; canonical Wnt signaling pathway
Cellular component (GO): extracellular region
Molecular function (GO): frizzled binding; cytokine activity
Source: RefSeq, a predicted model, not a curated record